This is a messenger RNA of Durusdinium trenchii, 1123 nucleotides long. NCBI's taxonomy places the organism in Eukaryota, Dinophyceae, Suessiales, Symbiodiniaceae. The record is from the annotation of a GenBank genome assembly.
AUUCGGCUCAAGCUCUUUGCCCGCGGGCCUUUGCCUGGGCAAGAGUUUUGCCGAAUCCGAGAGAACUUGGUUUCUCUCCAACUAACGUAGCACAUUCACCAUGAUAUGUACAAUGAAGCUAGUCUGGUUGCUGCCCUUGGUGGACUUGGCCUUUGCGGCCAAGGUCAGACCUCUGGCAGCAAACCUCUCGUUGGAGUUGUUGGUCCAGGACCCUGGCCUAGCCUCCAAUAACACCCACCAUUGGAGCCUGGGUGAUAAGGAGGCCUUGGCCUUGCUGAAUGCGACCUCAAAUAGAACACAGAUGAGACGUCUUGAAGAGACGAGCGAAGAGGAGGAAGAGGAGUAUGACUAUCCGUCUGGACACGACAUGGAUGAGUUCGAUGACCCUUUGGACGAUGCUGAGGACUCAUCCUUUGCUUUGGAGCAAAGCUUUGGCAAUGCCUCUCUGAACGCUUCGGAGGAGUCGGAAUGGUGGUGCCGCGGGAACUGCCGCAAAUGCAAAAGGUGGAACCGAAGGGCAUGUACUGCAUGCCAUAGAGACUUCAAGUUGCAUCGGAGCAAAUGUCAUGAUCGGAGGUGUGGUGGCAACUGCAAGAGCUGCCCAGCCUUCAACCAACGGAAGUCCAAAAACCACUGCAACAGCUGCCAUGCUGGCUAUGUGCUGGUCGGCCGGGACUGCAAGAACAGCCACCGCGUGAAUUCCGGCUGGUCUAAGCGGGGAGACGACAAGCAAGCCCACGCUUGGUGUCCUAAGGGCAUGUAUGUCAAGAAGUGUUGGGGAGGUUUUAAGGGUGAUGGCAACUUUGUGGACAAAGAAGGGAGGCGCUGUGUCUCCCAAGCCACUGGUGGCAUGCGGGUGAAAGCACACGCCGACUGCUGGACGACCAAGACCGUGCCAGAGGCGACCGGAUGGUUGCCGUUCGUAAGACAUGAUUUUCUGCGACAUGCCCGCGUGAGAUCCCUUUUUGGGAGAUGUCUCAAUGUUCUAUGGAUUCUGGACGGGGUCGUUUUCAAGGGAAGACACUUUGUGAAUGUAGACACCCUCCGCGGAAGUCAUUGAAAACAGAUUAAUUCGCUAUUCUCCCUGUCAAAGAGGGUUUGAACGCGGAGACCUAGAGGGAGG